UUCAGUUGAAGGCGGCAACAACGACGACGCUUCUCCCAAACUUCCUAAAGUAUUUCCAAACUGUGGAUUUCCUUUCCUUCUGUUUUUUAACAACGCCAAAUAAGCUCGCUCGGAUUAACACUUUUUAAAAGGAAUAACUUGUUUUCUCAUUAACAAGUGGCUGACUGCAGCUUGGGUCCCCAUGCUCUGCCUCGUGAGUGCUGCUUGGCCUGCUGAGCCUGAAGGUGCUGGUGUGUCCGUACUGGGCUGCAGCUAAGGCAGGGACACAGUGACUGGUGGUGGUGGUAGUAUCAUCAUCUGUGUCUGCGGUGGUGGAGGCGGGUCGUCAGAGGGCCCGGAGCCUCGGUAGCAGGCGGAGGGGCCUGUCCUGUCUCAGCCACACGAAGAUGAACAAAUUGAGCUUCCACAACAACAAAACCAUGCAGGACCGCCGCUGCGUCUGUGUCUUUUUGCCCAAUGAUGACACGCUCAAUGUCAUAGUCAAUGUGAAGACCUUGUGCCAGGAACUGUUGGUGCAGGUGUGUGACCUCCUGAGGCUGAAGGACUGUCACCUGUUUGGACUCAGUGUUAUUCAGAAUAAUGAACACAUCUAUAUGGAGCUGGAUCAGAAGCUAUCCAAGUACUGCCCCAAAGAAUGGAAGAGAGAAGCCAGCAAGGGCAUCGAUCAGUUUGGCCCUCCGAUGAUCAUUCACUUCAGAGCUCAGUAUUACGUUGAGAACGGGAGAUUGAUCAGUGACCGGGCAGCCAGGUACUACUACUACUGGCACUUGAGGAAACAGGUGCUGCUCUCACAGUGUAUCCAAAGGGAGGAGGCCUACUUCCUCCUGGCAGCCUUCGCCCUGCAGGCCGACCUCGGCAACUUCAAACGCAACAAGCACUUUGGGAAGUACUUUGAACCUGAAGCCUACUUCCCCCCAUGGGUGAUAGCCAAGCGCGGCCGUGAGUAUAUCUUGAGGCAUAUCCCGAACAUGCACAAAGACCAGUUUGCUCUCACAGCUUCGGAGGCGCAUCUCAAAUACAUCAAGGAGUGUGCCCAGCUUGAUGACGUCACUGUUCACUACUACAGACUCUACAAGGACAAGAAGGAAGUAGAGGCAUCUCUUACUUUGGGACUGACUUUACGUGGUAUCCAAAUAUUUCAGAACGUCGGGUCCGUGAGGCAGCUGCUGUACGACUUCCCCUGGACCAACGUGGGAAAACUGGUAUUUGUGGGAAAGAAGUUUGAAAUCCUUCCUGAUGGCCUGCCCUCGGCCCGUAAGCUCAUCUACUACACAGGCUGUCCCUUACGCUCUCGCCACCUCCUGCAGCUGCUCAGCAACAGCCACCGGCUCUACAUGAACCUGCAGCCUGUUCUCAAACAAGUCCGCCGGUUGGAGGAAAAUGAAGAGAAGAAGCAGUACAGGGAGUCGUACAUCAGUGACGCUCUCGAACUGGACAUGGACCAGCUGGACAAACGUUCCCGGGCCAGCGGCAGCAGCGCAGGGAGCAUGUCUCAUCACAAACGCCUGUCCCGCCACUCCACCACCAGCCACGGCAGUUCACACACCUCCGGCAUCGAGACGGACAGCUUCAGGGCCCCGGGUCAGGCCCCACACAGGCCCCUACGGACCUGCAGCUCGUCCACAACCAGCCACGGGAGCUCGCACACCUCCGGCAUCGAGAGCAGCGGCAAGGAGCGCAUACUAGAUGAUGACGAGAUUGAGAUGCUGGUGGAUGACCCCAAAGACUACGAGGAGCUCCAUGAGAUGGCUCUGGACCAGGAGCUGUGUAUCCACAUCACAGAGGACAUGUUGACCAUGUCUCCUGAUCAGACCAAUGGAUACUCAGGACUGAUAGUAAAAGACGUCAGCUCCUCCACCUCUAGCUCCUCUGAGACCGUCGUCAAGAUGAGAGGACAGAGCAUCGAGUCUCUGCCGCAGACGUCUGCAUGCAGGAAGCCUCAGUCUUCAACCGACCGACACAGCCAGUCUCUUGAUGACGUCCGGCUCUACCAGAAGGACUGCCUACAGUGGGCGGAGCUCUGCCAGGACACUGCCCACAGCUACACAUUCGGCUGCGCCCAGGAGCUGAGUGACGGCGGCGGAGGCGGCUAUCAGGGCCUCGCCGACCAGCGCGCCGGCAUGCUUGGCGAGCAGCACCCGUUUCCCAUCAAGAGAACCAACAAGUACUUCUCCCUGGACCUGACCAGCGACGAGGUUCCCGAGUUCGUUGUGUGACGGAGGCGGAAACAAGGAGGCCUCAGGGUGCCCUGUUCGCUCCGCCGUGUCAGAUGUGGAGAUGUUUCAGCCCUCAGGGAACGAGACAAGAGAGGAGUGUUAGAGAGGCGGUUUCUAGGAUGAGUAAACUGGCAACAAGUUGGCUGUCCCUUCACUUACCACUUCAGACACAUAACAUAAUAAACAAACAAACAUGGAGGAUUCUGGCUCUAAAGGGAACUUAAAGAACGGACACACAGUUCAAGAGAACCUGCGUAUUUAAAACGUAACCUGAGCUGCUCCCCUGUGUGAAAGGAAACAAAAGGGAUCCUGUCAUAUUCUUUAAUUAAAAAAACGUUUUUAUUCAAAUCUGUCUCCUCCAAUCUGGUUUCAAGAACCACACGUGGUGUUUGCCUGCUUCAUUAAGUCAUAAACUGUGUGUGUGUGUGCACGUUGGCUUACAGCAGACAGACUCAUGCACAGACAUGAAGAGCUUAUCAAAGAUUUUCUCUGGAGGACACAAAGGACAAAACGAGCUACGAACCAAAGUCAAGAAAUGGAAAUAAACAACUUUUUCUCGCAGUGUGCAGCCAUGAUGAUUUUAAAGUCAUGGUGGGAGGGACGAUGAUCGCAUAUGUCUUUGAGAGAAAGCAGCCUUGGUCUCUUCUUCUGCGCUGCUUCAUUUGACCUCAGCAGGAAGUGCAGUGUGCCAACUCCCCACUCUCAGACUGGACUCUUAAUCAUGUGAACACACACCCGACGUGCCUUCAUCACACUAUGCAGAUGUCAAACCCUCGCCUUGACAAUCACACACCCUCACCUUAGUCAUUUCUAAAGAUCCAAGCCAUCAGAAUUCAAAGCUCCACAUGAUUUUUUUAAACGUUCACACACUUCAAGCCAGUUUUUCAGCUUCUUAAAUGUCAGAAAGACUCGAUUUCAAACUGUUUGAUGUCCUGUGAACUCCGACUGAGUUUCCCGGGGAGGAAUGAGGUCGAGUAGGUUCCUACAUGUCCCGACUUGCGUCGAGUUUGCGGCCACAAAAGCUUCCCUGUAAUCUAGACUCAAAAUGGAGCCCGGUCGGCUGAUGGCCAAAACAAACCGUACAUUUUGAUGCACACAUGUACGUCCUUCUUUCUGCUCAGUUGUUGUUCACUCUUUUGUUUUUCUGUUUCAUUUCAUCCAUUGUUUUAAACUGGAAUUUGUUACAUUUUUUAUUUUGCAUCCUCUCGUUUUACCUGAAUUCUCUUUACAUGUUGUGUUUUGUAUGAACUCUCCAGACUCGUGUAUGUCGAGCAGUUAUUCUGAUGUCAUUCAGUAUUACAAGCAAAUGUAUGUGACAGUAUUAAGGACGUGUGAUGUUAGUGGAACAAGAAAGACUGGUUUUAUCAUUUUUAAUCCCACAGUCAGAUUCAAGAGAACUGAAGCCUGUUGUGGCUGACAAGAUGUGUUACGAGCACUUAUUUCUCAUUAGUCACAUCUCAGAUUUCACAACACUACAACUGGUGUGAACGAGGGCAGGAAGGUGUUUUUACUCAUCAUUCAUGCAGCUCAGAUUCAAAGUGCCACAGUUACAGCUUUGAUUUAAAACAGCGUCAAGCGUUUUUAAAGAUGCAACCAUAUUUUUUGGUACUGGUUUAUCAUGACCACACAACUACAUUUCGAUUACUGAAAAACAGUAGUUGAAAAGACUGGAUCAUGCUGUUCAUUAAAGGAAUAGUUCAACAUAUUGGGAAAUAUGUUUAUUCCUCUUUCAUGCUGAGAGUUAUAGGAGAAGCUCGAUACCACACACGUCUGUGCACUAAACAUGACGCUACGGCCAGAAAACAAUUAGCUAAGCUUAGCAUCACGUCUGAAAAUGGGGCAAACAGCUAGCCUGGCUCUAUGUGAAGGCAACAGACGUCCUGUUUCCACCAAACACUUUCGGUAUGUAACCAAAAUCAACCCUUUAGACAUGGUACCUAGACCCUAGCAUUU
This is a messenger RNA of Epinephelus lanceolatus (giant grouper), 4169 nucleotides long. It is a transcript of the gene frmd6, whose product is annotated as FERM domain containing 6. Lineage: Eukaryota; Metazoa; Chordata; Actinopteri; Perciformes; Serranidae. Gene Ontology annotation, biological process: positive regulation of hippo signaling. Gene Ontology annotation, cellular component: cytoskeleton; cytoplasmic side of apical plasma membrane. The record is from RefSeq and is a predicted model, not a curated record.